This is a messenger RNA of Euleptes europaea (tarantolino), 2055 nucleotides long. Its product is annotated as vomeronasal type-2 receptor 26-like. The coding region runs from base 1 to 2055 and encodes 684 amino acids. NCBI's taxonomy places the organism in Eukaryota, Metazoa, Chordata, Lepidosauria, Squamata, Sphaerodactylidae. The transcript has 4 exons. Gene Ontology annotation, cellular component: membrane. Gene Ontology annotation, biological process: G protein-coupled receptor signaling pathway. The record is from RefSeq and is a predicted model, not a curated record. Gene Ontology annotation, molecular function: G protein-coupled receptor activity.
AUGGUUCCCAAUGAAGCUCAUCAGUACGUGGGGAUUAUCCAGUUACUACAGCAUUUCAAAUGGACCUGGGUCGGGAUUUUUGCUGUGGAUGAUGAAAGUGGAGAGCAUUUCUUGAAGACCCUAGAGCCACUACUUUCCAGUAAGGGAAUCUGUUUGGCUUUUGCUCAAAGCAUCCAAAGCAACAUAAAUUGGAAUAAUUUAGUAGAUUUGAAUCAUUUAAUCUCAAAAGUAUACCUUCCUUUCACAGUGAGGAAAACCAAUGCCUUUAUCCUCUAUGGAGAAACUGGGAUCCUUGUAAGGAUGAUUACUCUGUUGUUUUUGGGAAAUCCAGGAUAUAGGGAAGAUGCAUCAAUUAGUAAAGUGUGGAUCACAACUGCCCAGAUUGAUUUUGCUUUAUUAGGUGUACAAAGGACAGCGGACUUAUACUUGUUCCAAGGUGCCAUUUCCUUUGCAAUACACUCAAAAGCGAUUCAAGAGUUUUGGACAUUUCUUCAUAUGGUAAAACCUCACUGGACACAAAGAGAUGGCUUUCUUAAGGACUUCUGGGAGCAAGCAUUUGACUGCUCAUUGCUAAAUCCCCAGGAGCCGAUGACCGAUGGAGCAUGUAAUGGGGAGGAGAAGUUGGAGAACCUUCCUGCGACUCUUUUUGAAAUGCACAUGACUGGGCAUAGCUACAGCAUUUAUAAUGCUGUCUAUGCUGUGGCACAUGCUUUGCAUGCCAUGUACACAUCCAGAUCCAAUCAUAGAACAAAGUUGAUUGGUCAAACAGCUGAAUAUCAAACUCUCUGGCCUUGGCAGCUCCACUCAUUUCUUCAAGGCAUUUCAUUUAACAACUCAGCCGGAGAAACAGUGUCCUUCAAUGAAGAUAGGGAAAUGGCAGCCGCGUUUGAUAUAACAAACUUAGUGACAUUUCCAAACAAGUCUUUCCAAAGGGUAAACAUUGGAAGGAUAGAUCCUAAUGCAGCUGAAGGGAACAGAUUUAUCAUUCACGAGGAUAUGAUUGUGUGGCAUCAAACGUUUAACCAGGUGCUGCCCCUUUCACUUUGCAAUGACUACUGCCAGCCUGGUUAUCAGAAGGAAAAGAAGGAAGGGGAGCAAUUUUGCUGCUAUGAUUGUGUUCCAUGCUCAGAAGGAAAAAUUGCAAACCAGAAAGAUAUGGAUGACUGCAUCAACUGCCCAGAAGAUCAAUAUCCAAGCAAGGACCAGGAUCACUGUAUUCCCAAGACGAUAAGCUUUCUGUCUUAUGAAGAACCUCUGGGGAUCAGUUUAGCCUUUGCUACUGCUUGUUGUUCUCUGACCACAGUCUUGGUGCUUGGGACUUUCAUUACACACAAAGAUACCCCCAUCGUCAAAGCCAACAACCGAGAUCUCACCUACCUUCUCCUCAUCUCCCUCCUGCUCUGCUUUCUCUGCUCUUUCCUGUUUCUCGGAAAACCCCGGAAAGAGACCUGCUUUCUCCGCCAGUCUGCUUUUGGUGUCAUCUUUUCCUUAGCUGUUUCUUGUAUGUUGUCCAAAACCAUCACUGUCAUUGUAGCUUUCAUGGCCACCAACCCUGGGUCCAACAUGAGGAAGUGGGUGGGGAAAAGACUGACCAACUCUGUUGUUAUUUCCUGUGCCUUUAUGCAAGUAGGGAUUUGUAUGGUGUGGCUCAGAACCUCUCCCCCUUUCCCAGAUUUUGACAUGAAAACACUGAGAAGAGAGAUUGUGGCAGAAUGUAAUGAAGGGUCUGUCAUCAUGUUCUAUAUUGUCCUCAGCUACAUGGGACUUCUGUCCAUCAUCAGCUUGACGGUGGCUUUUCUAGCCAGGAAGUUGCCAGACAGUUUCAACGAAGCCAAGUUCAUCACCUUCAGCAUGUUGAUCUUCUGCAGUGUUUGGGUGUUGUUUGUUCCCACCUACCUGAGCACCAAAGGGAAAUACAUGGUAGCUGUGGAGAUCUUCUCUAUCUUAGUUUCCAGUGCUGGGUUACUGAUUUGCAUCUUUUGUCCAAAAUGCUAUGUUAUUCUGUUUAGGCCUGAGCUGAACAAGAGAGAGCAGCUUAUAAAUAGAAAGCAUUAA